AUGGCGGCGCCCAUGAUUCACGCUCUUCGCCCCGUCCCCUGCUUGUUUCGCCCGCUUUACCGCCGCAUUUCCCACUCCGCUGGUUUCUUGGAAGCCGCUGGCCGGCGGGGUUUGUUCAAGGAUGUGUUCCCGGCGGAGAGCGGCCCCUCGCAACUGUCUGAGCUGCUCAGGUCGGGGCCCCAGACGGUCUAUUGCGGCUUUGACCCCACGGCGGACUCGCUGCACAUCGGGAACCUGCUGACAGUUCUGGGGCUCGUUCACUUCCACCGGGCCGGGCACAAUAUCAUCGCGGUUAUCGGGGGAGCCACGGGCCUGCUGGGGGAUCCGAGCGGCCGAAUGAAUGAGAGGGAAGCGCUGAGUCAGGAGAAAAUCACGGAGAAUAUCCGGGGGAUCCGGCGCUGCCUGGAGCGAUUAUUCUCGAACUGUGAAACGCUGGUGCCCGGGGCUCGGCCCGGCGGGACUGUCCGUGUCCUGAAUAACGAGCAGUGGUACCGGCAGCGCGGGGCGGCGGAAUUCCUGGGCUCGGUGGGGAGACACUUCCGUAUGGGAACAAUGAUGAGCCGACACAGUGUCCAGAGCCGCCUGAGCAGCCCCGAGGGAAUGAGCCUCGCCGAGUUUGUUUAUCAAGUCUUCCAGUCGUACGACUUCUACCAACUCAACCAGACGCACGACUGCAGGAUCCAACUGGGAGGCACCGACCAACUGGGCAACAUCAUGUCUGGCCACGACUUUAUACACAGAAUAACAGGAGAGGAAGUGUUUGGCAUCACUCUGCCGCUUAUUACCAACAGCGCUGGGGAUAAACUGGGCAAGUCGGCGGGCAAUGCCAUUUGGCUGAGCCGGGACAAGACGUCUCCGUUUGAGUUGUACCAGUUCUUUGUGCGCCAGCCGGACGGCAUUGUGGAAAGGUUCCUGAAACUCUUCACCUUUAUCCCAUUGCCGGAGAUCGAGCAGGUGAUGGAGCAGCACGGGAAGGAGCCGGAGAAGAGACUCCCACACAAGAGACUCGCUGCUGAGGUCACCAAGAUUGUCCAUGGCAAAGAAGGUCUGGAGUCGGCGAAACGGUGCACCCAGGCCCUGUAUAACAGCAGUCUAGAAGCGCUGGAAAAGAUGUCCGACCAAGAGCUGCAGGAACUGUUCAGGGAGGCGCCGUUUGCUGAAGUUCUGCUGGAGCCUGGGACCCGGGUCAUGGACCUUUGCCUCAAGGUUUCUGCGAUUCCAGAGGGGGCCCGAGGGUACGAGAUGAUCAGCAGCGGGGGGGUCAGCAUCAAUCAUAAGAAAGUGACAAACCCAGACGAGGUUCUGCUGCUGGGACAUCACAUCCUACACAACGGCCUGUCCCUGCUCCGGGUGGGAAAGAAGAAUUUCUACAUUGUCAAGUGGCUCCAUUUGUGAGGCCCCCGACGGACCAUUUAACUGGCGAUUCGUUGCCACUGCCUGUUAGUAGGAAUUUUAUUUGGCCACCGAGGCAAAAGUAUCUCUUAUUCUCACUGAGUGAGUCUCUCCCCUGUGUAAAUAAACUGGAAGUGUGAAACGA
This is a messenger RNA of Xenopus laevis (African clawed frog), 1537 nucleotides long. RefSeq names its product tyrosine--tRNA ligase, mitochondrial-like (gene yars2.L). Lineage: Eukaryota; Metazoa; Chordata; Amphibia; Anura; Pipidae. The record is from RefSeq and is a predicted model, not a curated record. The transcript is spliced from 5 exons. Bases 1 to 1395 code for a protein of 464 amino acids.